Molecule: messenger RNA, 527 nt
Organism: Penaeus vannamei (Pacific white shrimp)
Lineage: Eukaryota; Metazoa; Arthropoda; Malacostraca; Decapoda; Penaeidae
Source: RefSeq, a predicted model, not a curated record
CGGGUUCCUCUAACCAUAACGCUCCUCUUGGCCCCUCCGCCUGGCCGCUGAACUGCUCUCCAACUGCUGCUUCUGAACAACUGCUUGUUAUGCUCAGCGGUUGACGGACGACUGCCACAGCCUACGGGGGAUCGAGGAGCUCACACCGCACCAUAUUUCUCUGGGAUUAAUCUGUGUAUCGUGGCAGAUAUGGUGAAACUACUGACACUUCCCCUUCUGUUGGCAACAAUCCUCCUGACGUCAUCAAUCCGUGACGUCACUUCCGCGGCGGUCGACCCCUUCGAAGGUUCCUCCGGCGGUCCGCUGAGACCUUCGGACCCCCGCUCUCACCUCCUCGCGCCCUUCCGCCCCUCCGUCGACCACGCCCGCAGGAGGAGGCUGGCGGGUCCCUCCCCCAAGACGGCUGCGGGACGGGACCCUCUCCCGGCGUCUCCUUCGUCGAGAGGGAGGGCUUCCAGGAGGUACUUCCGCCAUCUCCGCCCUGGACUCUUCUUCUGAGUGGGUUGUGAGGUUGUGAGGGUGUGAGG